Arachis stenosperma is the source of this 2721-nucleotide messenger RNA. Its product is annotated as exocyst complex component EXO84A-like. NCBI's taxonomy places the organism in Eukaryota, Viridiplantae, Streptophyta, Magnoliopsida, Fabales, Fabaceae. Bases 1 to 2721 code for a protein of 906 amino acids. Gene Ontology annotation, molecular function: zinc ion binding; nucleic acid binding. The transcript has 8 exons. Gene Ontology annotation, cellular component: exocyst. The record is from RefSeq and is a predicted model, not a curated record. Gene Ontology annotation, biological process: intracellular protein localization; Golgi to plasma membrane transport; exocytosis.
AUGGAUCAGAUGGCGUUUGUGACUCCGAGAGGGUCACUGUCGAGCAUCGGAGACUCGACGGAGCUUGAGGUCAAUCCCAAUCUCACUCUCAGCGAUAAGCUCAGGGUUUUCAAGAGUUCCUCCUUUGAUCCCAAUGCCUUCAUCCAAACCAAAUCCCGCGCCAUGAAUGAAAAGGAGAUAAGGCAUUUGUGUGUUUAUCUUGUUGACCUGAAGAAGGCUUCUGCUGAAGAAAUGCGGAAAAGUGUUCUUGCUAACUACUCAGCCUUCAUUCGUACAUCCAAAGAGAUUUCGGAUCUUGAGGGGGAGCUAGUUUCCAUGAGAAAUCUUCUGGUGACGCAGGCCGCAUCAGUUCAUGCUAUAGCAGAAGGUUGUCAGCUUAGUACCUUGGUUGCUAGAAAAGAAAACUCGGACAUGGAAGAGAUACUAAGUCAAAAAACGGAUCUAUCCAAGACAGAGAAAUGGCUGAUAGAGUUUCUAGAAACGCUGGAGGUUCUAUUAGCAGAGAAAAGAGUGGACGAAGCGAUGGCUAAGUUGGAAGAAGGCAAAAAAAUGGCAGAAGAAAUUACUAGAGAGAAACUUCUGAGUCCAGUUUUGUUCCAGGCAUUGGAAGAUGCCCUUGCUGAUAAGAAGAAAAAAUUAGCUGAUCAGCUAGCAGAGACUAUGGGCCAGUCAUCCACUCGAAACUCAGAAAUUCGUUUCACAGCUUGGGCUUUGAAAAAGCUAGGAGACGGUCCUCGUGCUCACACAUUACUACUAAAUGCACACAAAGAAAAGUUGCAGCGUAAAAUGAAUGGUUUUGAGUCCACCAAUGAUGGAAGGGUUAAAGCGGCUGGUCAAUACACAACUAGCCUUUCACAGCUUGUCUUUUCUAUCAUUUCACGAGCGGCAACAGAUUCUUUGACAGUGUUUGGCAAACAAGAGCCUGCAUAUAGUUCGGAGCUGGUUACUUGGGCCGUAGGGCAGGUUGAGAAUUGUGCUCUUCUCCUAAAGAAGCGCAUCCUUGCCUCGGCUGCUGCUACAGGAAGCCUCAGAGUUGCAGUUGAAAGUGUUCAUGUUUGCAUGAGCCACUGUCAACUGUUGGAGGUUAAUGGAUUGGCCCUUUCCCCUGUCUUGCUCAAACACUUUAGGCCAUUAGUUGAGCAAGCAUUGAACAAUAAUUUGAAAAGAAUUGAACAAACCACUGCUGCAAUUGCUCUUGGAGAAGAAUGGUCACUUGUUUAUGCACCAACCAGCAGGAAUUCAGGCCUCGCUCCUGUUUCAUCAUCCCAGCCAAAACUUUCAAGUAGUGCUCACAAAUUCAACUCAUUGGUUCAGGAACUUUUUGAAGAUGUAGAACCUCUUGAAAUCUUACAGUUAGAUGGUCUUGCAUAUGAAGGCCUUCUACGGGUGUUUAACUCCUACAUCAAUCUGCUGAUAAAUGCAUUACCAGGUUCGGUAGAAACUGAGAACCUGGAAGGUACAUCAGUUCAUAAAAUUGUAAAGAUUGCUGAGACUGAAGCACAGCAGAUAGCAGUGCUAGCCAAUGCAAUAUUGCUAGCAGAUGAAUUAAUCCCUCGUGCCGUUGUGAAGCUUUCACACAGCAGCAAAGGUGAUGAGUCUCAUAGAAAAGGAUCAGACAAGCAACAAAGGCUUCCUGAACAGCGCGAAUUGAAGAAGAGACUCCAGCGGGAAGUUGAUCGCCUCAGAGACAGUUUCUGCAGGCAGCAUGCUCUUGAGCUCAUCUUUAACGAGGAAGGGGAAACACGCCUCAAUGCAAUGAUGUAUUUGAGUUUAGACGGACAAGGCCAACAACCUGAAUGGUUUCCUUCUACAAUUUUUCAGGAGCUCUUUGCAAAGCUUACAAGAGUGGCAACAAUUGCAACAGAUAUGUUUGUGGGAAAGGACAGGUAUGCAACCCUUUUGUUGAUGAGACUUGCAGAGUCUGUGAUCCUUUUUCUUGCUGAUGACCAAACCUUCUGGGGAGAGGUAGAGACAGGCCCAACGCCUUUGGGUCCUCUUGGCCUUCAACAGCUUUAUUUGGAUAUGCAAUUUGUGAUGAUAUUUGCAUCCCAAGGUCGAUAUUUAUCUCGUCAUCUGCACCAAUCUAUCAAAGACAUCAUCAGUAAGGCAAUUGAAGCUGUUGCUUCUACAGGACUAGAUCCCAACAGUAUAUUGCCAGAGGAUGAGUGGUUUGUUGAAGUUGCUCAGAUUGCUGUAAAGACGUUAACUGGGAAAGCUGCCUUUGAUAUAGACGAUGAUGUCGGUAGCCCCUUUGCCGCCGGCGAAGGUAAAUCUGUAUUUGAAAUUAAUCAUGAUUUUAUGGAAUUCUGGGUUCAAGUUCAUGGUAUUCCUGUUGACUACACGAGUAAGAAAACAGCCAUUCAUAUUGGGAACAUGUUAGGAGUUGUUGCUGAAGUAGAAAACCCAAAGGUGGAUGGAGUUAUUAAGAGAUCUUUUUUGAGAAUCAGAGUAGGCAUCAAUAUAACAAAGGCUCUUCCAACAGGAUUUUGGUUAGCAAGAGAAAAAUCGUCAAACCUAUGGGUAUAUUUUCAAUACGAAAGGUUACCAGAGUGUUACUGCUACAACUGUGGCAUCAUUGGACAUGAAAAGAAAAACUGCAAAAAUCAAAUAGCAAUGGCAGUUUGGGAUCCGACAAAGCCUAAAUACUCAGCAGGUUUGGGAGUUAGCCAGGUUCGAUCUACUACAUCCAUAAGUGCUGGUAGCUCAAGACAAGGAGGAUGA